AUGGCUGGUCCCAAGGCGGCGGUACAGUCUUCAAGGGAGCAGGCUUCAUCCGAGACCCGUGACCUUUUCGCUUCCUCAGAGGAUGAGCGAAGUGCUUUGAAAGAGACAUGCGAAGAUGACCGAUGUCAAGCGCCUAACGCCAGGGUCUGGCAUUGCGUCGACUGCGAUUCAAACUAUUGCAACGACUGCUGGGGGUAUCAAGGCCCACAUAAAGCUGGUAAGCUCGGACGAGACGGUGUACCUCAUGAGAAGACCAAUGUGGCCAUCGUCAGUCGACUGAAAGCGAUCUUACAGCCUCCACAGUCACUUGAUGAGAUCAAGCAGUCUCAUGAGAAAGACCAAUGCACUAAAUGGUUCGGUGUCGCCCGCGAUAUGACAGGCAGACCCAGCCUCGAAGACUAUGGCAGGUACGCUACCUUGAUGGGAAGCAUUCAGCCCAUAGACGUCAACAAAGACCGAUACCCUCAGUUGGUAUCUUUCAUCGGUGUUACGAAUGCUGGAAAGUCCACGAUCAUCAAGAUGCUCGUCAAUCAUGCUGCAGAAGGCAGCAUCGCUCCCAAGGUGUUUCCAACACCCGUGGCAGGUUCGAUUGCGAAUGACAAGGUCGCAACGAGCGGUGAUGUACACCUUUACGCAGAUCAGUCAACUCACGCCGGGCAGCUUCCGAUCCUGUAUGCUGACUGCGAAGGGUUUGAGGGAGGAGAGAAGAUGCCUCUUGGGGCUCGCAUCAAGAAGAGACCUUGCUCCACUGCACCCCUGUCGUACCCAGAACUAGCUCAGAGUCGGUCCCUCCCGAUUGAGUGGGCGGACACUGAAGAGUCACGCCAGCGAGAGUAUGCGGUUCGAGAGUUAUACCCGCGGCUGCUGUACACGUUCUCGGAUGUGGUGGUGUUCGUACUUCGAAACCCAAAAACUUUCCAGUCAGCGGUGCUGGGAAAGCUACUCGAAUGGGGAGCCUCAGCACUCGAGAAGUCAAUCAACCAGCCUUCUCUCCCGCACGCUAUCGUCCUUCUGAAUGAUACCGAGCCAGGCGUAGACGAACGAGAGUGGGACACCGACUUCGCCACUCAAAGUCUGCUUUCGUGCGUUGCGGGAGCCCUAGACUAUGUCGAAGGUGUGCCACGCUUUCGAGAGCUCGCUGAAUACUGGCGUGGCCUUGGCAAGCAGGUUGUUACCAUUCAAGAUCUCAUCUUGAGAUACUACUCUUCCUUCAGGGUAAUUCGGAUGCCACGAAAGCCAAGAUACACCCUUAUGGACCGCCAGAUUGGCCGCUUACAUCAUGAGAUACGGGCGGACUGCGAUGAGUCUUUCAAAGCAAAGCGCAAAGCUCGCAUGCUCACCAACUCAGACGAGCUCAACAUCUACCUCCAGAGUGCCUUUGAGCACUUCACACGCACUCUCACAACUCCCUUCAACUUCGUGGCUGUCAGUCUGGUCACCAAUCCUAUCUCGUACGACUUUGGAGGCCACAUCUUGCAGCUCGCCAACACAGUCGCGGCCUUGCGCUCAUCUGAGCGACGGGGGAGCGGAUUAUCCCAGUGGAUUUUCGAGAAGAUGUGCCUGAUCGUAGCAUCAUGCGUCAUGCUCGACUGUGCCCGCUACCGCAAGGGUAGAGUAGAAGAUCUGCUUGACAGUUACAAGAAAUUCUUCGACUGGGUCCUGCAUGAGUACUGCGACAUGUGGCUACCUUGUUCCUACUCUAAUGGAGAAGGGAGGCGCUGUGAGCUGGUCAAAGCUCGCCACCACACGAAAGGCCAUCAGGACGGACAGGGUAUCAUAGCUCAUGGAGACUAUCAAUCCACCUUCACCGCUGAGGAGUACGGGCCUAUGUGGGAGCGUCAACUGCGGGCAUCGAUUUCGUUCGUUCAAGGAGAUUUGCACCGACACCAAGAACAGUACGCUCAGGGUGGUCUCCUCGAUUCAGACGAGAAGAUUGCACUGCGUCUGCAUCGACAGAAUAUCUACGACUUCUACUCAGGCAUAGGCGACCCUCAAGACAUGGUUAGCCAUUCGACUUGCUUCUGCUGCUUGAUGGAGGUCCCCGAGCACCCGCUGCCAUGUGGACACGUUCUCUGCUCAGCUUGCGUGCAAGCUUACGGCAAGUCUACGAACAAAUGUAUCGUCGAGAUGGCGUACUGUCCGUUGCACAUGGAUCAAACACGCUGGGCUUCCGUUCAUCAGAUCAAAUUCAAGCACAAGGCCGCCGGCACAAGAGUCCUUUGCUUGGACGGCGGUGGGAUACGAGGCAUCGUGGAAUUGGAAGUCCUACGAGCUAUUGAACAAGCACUCGGCGGAGAAAUACCAAUCCAAGCCUUCUUCGAUCUCAUCGUCGGCACGAGCACCGGCGGUAUUAUUGCCCUGGCCCUUGGAGUCCAGCAAUGGCCAGUCGAUCGAUGUAUCAGCAUGUUCACUUCGCUUUGCAAUCAUGCGUAUACACCGAGGGUCAAAGGCAUGCCCAUCCUGGACCUCGCAGCAACGAUCAGCCAUGGAAGUAAGUACAAGACCAAAGCCUUCCACGAAGCACUCAAAGACGCCUUUGGGGAGCAAGACGUGCUGUUCGGUGGUCGAAGUCGCACCAAGUCGACCUGUCAAACGAGAGUGGCUGUGACAUCUACGACCAGUACUGGAAGCAAAGCCAUCGUGCUUGCCAACUAUCGUCGAAAAGAGGACUCGGCCCCUGAGUACGACUUCGAGCGGCCUCACCAACCAGAGCUCGAGAUGAGAGUCUGGGAAGCCGCUGCCGCGACGUCGUCUGCGCCUACCUAUUUCAAGCCAUUUGUCAAUCCACUGACUAGGCGGACCUAUCUUGACGGUGCACUUCACAACAACAAUCCAGCGCGGGUGGCCAACAGGGAGAGGAAGCUCAUCUGGCCAGAAGCCUCUGAUACCGACCCCGACAUCCUGCUGUCACUCGGUACCGGUCAGAACCGCAUCUCGAUACUUCCCAAACUCUCAGCGAAGACGACCGACUGGAAGACGCUUCAAGUCGACGACAUCCUGAACGCCGAGAUGGCAUGGGCGGCGUUUCGAGCAGAUGUCAUAUCUGUAGACGUACCAUACCGUAACACCCGUCGCUACAUCCGCUUCAAUCCGGAUUUAAACAGGACUGCGCCCUCUAUGGACGACAAAGAUGAGCUUCAGUCGUUGCAGUGGACCGUCAAGAAGCGGCUCAGCUUGCCACAUUGUGUGACUGCCGUGGAACACGUUGCCUUCAAACUGGUUGCAAGCUCGUUCUUUCUCGAGGUCCAAGGGAGCAAGAUCUUGAAUGACGGUAGUCAUUCGUAUGAGUGCUUGGUACUCUGCAAGUUUGAGAAUGGCACACAACAUCUCAAGUCCCUAGGCAAGUACCUUCGACGGUCGAUGACCCGUGAUUUCUGCCCAUACUUCAUCGUCAGGGGAGACGCACAUUCGGAGCAGGGUGUCAUAUUCGACUUCACCUCGAAAGUGAUCGACAGAAUGGCCGAGCGGGCGGACUUCAAUAUCUCCAGCAUCACUGUCGUUGUUGAAGAUGAAAAGAGACCGUCGGAUGUCACACUUGUGCUGUCGGCUCACGACGGUCUAGAACCUGAAGGCUUCUCUCUCAGCGGGUUCCCCAAGGUCCUCGCGAACGAAUGCACAUCGAAGUCGCUGCUCCCUAAGGCCGGAAAGAUAUCGAGCGCUUCGCGGAGGUUGAACGCUACGCCUUCACCCUCAAGGUCUUACAAAUCGGCCCGCUCCAUACAACACCAGACGCUCGAAGAUAGCAUAUCUCUCAACGAAGGUCGUCCAGGAUCCAAACAACGAGAUCUCUGGGCACCAUCAGCAGGCCCUUUUCAAGGACUGAAACAGCUGGACCAUGCCGCAAACGCACCUGAGGUACAUGCAAGGUCCAGCAGCGAUUUGCAAAUCUCCUACCGUGAUGUGAAGGGACCCAACCGAUUCUGGGCAUACAUUGGACCUCAGCACAUGGCGAAGAAUCGUCACCUCUACAGCGCGGCUACUCUUCAGAAGUUCGUCCCCGAGGCUCCCAAGAAGCGGACUAGUCUGCACUAUGAAGUCCACGGCGAGAGUUCGCCCAAGCCGACUCAGGGAUCGAUGCCACAAAUAAGUUCAGAGAGAAAAGAGCGUGAUCGAUCGACAUCACGGCCUACUCGGGCGAAGAAAGACGCCUCCCCAUCACAACGACGACCCGCUCGUGAAAGGAAAGAUUCAGCUCGAGACAUCAAGGAGACUGUCUCCGUGACCGAAACGAUCAUGGGCGAGUACACGGUCAAGUUCCCUUCCAUUCCUGGCUUCACUCCCCCGCCUGCUUUUCCUGCGAAGAGAAGAGGCUUUGACCCGGGAGAGCUGGAGGCUGCCAUCAACGAUGCGUUUGGAUGA
Messenger RNA from Zasmidium cellare ATCC 36951, 4359 nucleotides. RefSeq lists its product as uncharacterized. Gene Ontology annotation, biological process: arachidonate metabolic process. Lineage: Eukaryota; Fungi; Ascomycota; Dothideomycetes; Mycosphaerellales; Mycosphaerellaceae. The transcript is spliced from 6 exons. Gene Ontology annotation, cellular component: membrane. The record is from RefSeq and is a predicted model, not a curated record. The coding region runs from base 1 to 4359 and encodes 1452 amino acids.